Acytostelium subglobosum LB1 is the source of this 1260-nucleotide messenger RNA. RefSeq lists its product as hypothetical. Bases 1 to 1260 code for a protein of 419 amino acids. NCBI's taxonomy places the organism in Eukaryota, Evosea, Eumycetozoa, Acytosteliales, Acytosteliaceae. The record is from RefSeq and is a predicted model, not a curated record. The transcript is spliced from 3 exons.
AUGUUUAAGAAGGUCUCCUACGUGCUCCUUUACUUGCCUCCGUACCUAAUGGAGCCAAAGUACAAGGGUGUCGCCCUUGACUUUGAGAGUGAGACCAAACACGUGAUGGCCUACACAUCGAGAAAGACGUUUGUCCAUUGGUACCGCCACCCCAAGAGUGGACUGUGCCCUUUGGAGUUCAUACUCGACAAGGAGGUUAACGAGAAGGUCACUGAUGAACCUAUGGAGGUUGACCUCUUGAUCAGAUUCAACAUCUAUCAUGAGAGUACAUGUAGAAGGGACGAGCUGCCCCCACCGAUCCGGUUGAAGGUCAUGCUAUACUUCACCUGCCGUACCGACCUUCUCCAGAAUGCAAUCGUCAGGUCAUCGUCCCCCUUUGUCAACAAUGUGCCCUUAGAUACCAUUGUCAGCGGUGCCAUCGAGCUGACUUAUGUCUUUCCCUGCCAAUUAUACUUUAAGGAGUGCAUCAUUGUCACAGACAAGACCGACAACAACAUCGUAUAUGUCCACACUCAAGUAGUAAAAAAAGAGCAGGACGAGGAGGUGAAGGUAAAGGCUAAGGCGGAUAACAAUAAGAGAAAGAAGUCACCAACCAACUCCAAGACCAACACCAUCACCAACUCUAACAUCAACACCAACCCUGGCUGGACUUACUACCAUCUGGACCUUUGGAACCAUUGGUGGAUAUGCAUGCUAGUCUCCAAUGAAACAAAGUUGGAGAUCAACAAACCAUUCUCUGACUACUUCUGUCAACCACCUAGCGAAGAGAGUGAGCAUGAGUCUCAGGAGAGAUCAUCGGGGAAGAGAUCCAAGACCAGUUUCUCUCAAGACAAGUCAACGACAUCAAGGGCUCCAAGGGGCAAGACUAGCCCGCGGGCUGAGAAGAGAGGAAAGAAAAAGAAAUCUGAUCCGGUCGCCCCUUCAGACAUCAACAAUCCCAAUCUAUUCCCCUCCAACGGUUUUCCUAAGACUGGUGAGCAAAUCUCACCUACUCCAAGUCUGGGCAUGCCUCUGUUUGACCCAAACUUCAAUUAUUCUCCAAGUCCAUUGAAGCAAAGCGCACCACAGCCACAGCAACAUCCAGAGCCACAAUCAGAGCCCGAGCCAGAGCCACAGACACUGCCAAAGACAAAGUCCCAACAACCUCCUGAUUCUCACCAAAGGCCACUGGAUCAACCCAUGACUCUGCCAGAGCCUCAUCAGCAGGCCCAGCCUCAGAUCUUCUCAUCAGAAUCUCCACAUCUUCUUCCUGAACAAUAG